This is a messenger RNA of Meloidogyne enterolobii, 4689 nucleotides long. Lineage: Eukaryota; Metazoa; Nematoda; Chromadorea; Rhabditida; Meloidogynidae. The record is from the annotation of a GenBank genome assembly.
UUUAUGUACGAGGACCUAUCCAAACUGAUUGUUUCAAGACGUAAUUCUGAUGAAUUUUCGCAACAGAGUGACAGCACUCCGUUAAUGCAGGCUUGUAAUUGUGGACAUGCCGAUGUUGUUAGAACUUUGAUUCAAGCCGGAGCUGAUGUUAAUGCUUUAAGUUCAACACGAGAUACUGCAUUACUUUAUGCUUGUGCUUCUGGACACCUUGAGUGUAUUAAAGAUUUAGUCAACUCUGGGUGUUGUGAUUUAACUUUACGAAACGAGGCAGGACAUGAUGCAUUAAUGGAAGCAGCAAACUUUGGAGAUGUUGAAAUAAUGAAAUUUUUGAUUGAGCAUGGUGCAAAGCCUUCAUACACGAUGGAUGGCGCUGAUUAUAAGGAGUCUGCACUAACACUAGCCGCAUAUAAAGGCCAUUGUGAAGCUGUUGAUUUUCUUCUUUCGUUGAUGCCCAAGGAAAAAAAUGCUCAGGAUGAGGAAGAACUGCACACUGCUUUGAUGGAAGCAGCAAUGGAUGGACAUGUGGGUGUAGCUAAAUUAUUGCUGGCUGUUGGCUCUAAAGUUAAUUUGUCUACUGAAUCCUUUGAAAAUCCUUUAACAUUGGCUUCUUGUGGUGGUCAUCUUGAAUAUGUUACACUUCUUUGUGACGCUGGUGCCAUUAUAGAAGAGGCAAAUGAUGAAGGUUUUACUCCUUUGAUGGAAGCAAGUCGCGAGGGUCAUUACGAUGUAGUUAAAUAUUUGUUGGAUCGAGGUGCAAAUGUUAAUGCCAAAACCGGAGAUGGGCUUGAGACUUCGCUUACUUUAGCUUCUUCGGGAGGAUUCUUAAAUAUUGUUGAAUUACUUGUUAACAGUGGUGGCGAUUUAACACUCGGAGACCGUACGCCUCUUUAUGAAGCUUGUCAAGAAUGCCGCGUAGAAGUGUGCAAAUUUAUUAUAAAUUGUUUGCAAAAAUCUCACCCGUUAUCCGAGAUUCAAAAAGACCUUAACGAAGCUUUAUUUUGUGCUGUGAGUAUUGGAAAUGAAGAGUUGUGUGAUCUAUUAAUCGAAUCUGGAGCUCAAAUUGACUGUUUUUCCAAGGAAAAUCGAACUCCUCUUAUGGAAGCAAGUCGACAGAACUUUCUGAACAUUGUUGAAUUACUUAUUAAGAAGGGAUCUGAUGUAAACAAGAUAGCCCCCAGUAUCAACAAGGAUUUAGAACCAGCUACCAGAUGUUCACUUAAAUCAAAUAAAAACUCUAAGAAAUUAACACAAAAGGAUUGUUGUCCUGCAUUAAAAUGCCCGUGUUGUAUUCCUCCUUCGCUUCAAAAAAGUGCAAAAGAAGUAUGUACUGCUGCUGGAAUUACUACUGGGCCAUAUUCUACAGCAAAUUCUCAAAUAAACAUGGCCACGAUGUCGUUUUCUUCUGUUUGUUCUCACUCAACUGUUAAUCCCUCGAAUGCGUCAACAGGAGGGAAACGACAUGCAGCACCGAGUCGUAGCAGUUCGCCAAACACAAACAAAUGCACGAAGUCAGCAUCUAACAAAGGAAAUCAUGUAUCUGCAGCACAUAGGCAUCAACGUUCAUUAAGCACAAGCAGCAGUAGUGCUACACUUUCAGAUCCUUCUGCAUGGAUGGAAAAUGCAACGGCAUGUGAUACACAAAAUAAUGACACUGCUCUAACACUUGCUUGUGAUGGAGGACAUAAAGAACUUGUCUCACUGCUGAUUAAACGUGGCGCACACUUAGAACAUCGUGACAAAAAGGGAUUCACUCCUUUGAUUUUAGCAGCCGCUAGGGGACAUGAAGAAGUUUGCAGACUUCUCAUUGAGGGAGGUGCGCAAGCAGAUGCUCAGGCAGACAGAACCAAAGACACAGCUCUCUCUAUGUCUUGUAGUGGUGGAAAAAGCAACGUAGUUGCAUUACUACUUAAGCAUGGGGCAAACAAGGAACAUAGAAAUCUGAGCGAUUAUACACCUUUAUCACUUGCUGCUUCUGGUGGAUAUGUGGAUGUUAUACAACUUUUGCUUACACAUGGAGCAGAAAUCAAUUCGCGAACAAACUCAAAGUUAGGCAUUUCUCCCCUGAUGCUUAGUGCAAUGAAUGGACACGAAGAGGCGACUAGAGUUUUAUUGGAAAAUGGUUCAGAUAUUAAUGCUCAAAUUGAAACGAACAAAAAUACUGCAUUAACAUUAGCCUGUUUUCAAGGACGUGUUGAAGUGACUCGAUUGUUGAUUAGUCAUGGUGCCAAUGUUGAACAUCGAGCAAAAACUGGUCUUACACCUCUCAUGGAGGCUGCUAACGGUGGAUAUGUUGAAGUUGGACGGGUUCUACUUCAAUCUAAUGCUGAUGUUAAUACUUCUCCUGUACCCACUAGUCGAGAUACGGCACUUACUAUUGCUGCAGAUAAGGGUCAUCAUGCGUUCGUAGCACUUCUACUAGACUAUGGAGCACAAAUUAAUGCACGAAACAAGAAGGGCUGUACCGCAUUGUGGUUAGCCUGCAGUGGAGGACAUUUGGAAACGACGAAAGUGUUAGUAGAUUAUAAAGCUGACACGGAACUGCUAGAUAAUCGGAAAUUGACUCCUCUAAUGAUUGCAUUUCGGAAGGGGCAUUUUAAAGUUGUUGAGUAUCUGGUUGAACAUGUGCUACAGUUUCCAAGUGAUGGAGAUUGUCAACGAUUCAUUCUAUCACAAACUGAUCAGGAUUUAAUUAACAAAUGCACAAAAUGCUUGAUAUCUAUCAAAGAAGCAAAGGCUAGGCAGGCAGAACAAGCGAACAAAGCAGCAGCCUCUUUGUUGGAGAUGUUGGCAAAAGAGGAAGCUUUGGAAGAGUCAAAGAAGCGUACAAAACAACGUCAGAAGGAAAAGAAAAAGGCCAAAAAGCAAGCGAAAAAGGAUGAUGAAGAUAAUUGUAUUAAUGAAAAUGAAGUGAACAAUGAAUUUGAAAAGCUAUCAAUAAAGCCUGAGGAAUCAGUAGCCACAGAAAAUUUAUCAAUUCGGCAACAGAAAUCCAUAAAUCAAAAAUCCAAUAACUUAGCAAACAACUUUCAAGCUGGAAAUUGUGAAGAUCAAAAGAUGUCGAUUAAGCAGGGGAAAGAGAAUCUUAAGAAUUCUAAUGGGGUAGCUACAACUAAAACUGUAAAACGAACAAGAGGAACGUCAAAAAAAGAGAAUAUUAACGAAGAUGUCUCUAUCUCAACUACUGCAUCAAAUCAUUUUAGUUCUGCAGCUAUUAUUUCAAAGAACUCUGAAGAAGAAGUAGAAUGGCAUUCUGCAAACAAAAAGAAAUCCAUUGUUAACAAGCCUGCCGAACCAAAACCCAGUGCUUCUACUCAUUCCAAUAGUGUGGUGACAACGAAAACUGAUGUUUCUGAUAAAACUGAUGCCACUUCUCGAGCUUCUCCAACAACUCAUUCAAUAACACAAAUUCCUCCACUUUUUCCUGAUGACGUUUUUUUAAAUGAAAAUCUAAGUGCAGUUGGAAGCCGUAGACCAUCAUUACAGGUGUUAAACAUUGCAUCAAGUUCAAUUCCUCGUGUAAUCGGUCGUGGCGGUUCAAAUGUAAAUACAAUUCGUGAGGCUACGGGUGCCCAUGUAGAAGUAGAGAAGCAGUGUCUGCGUAAGGAGCAAACAACGCGCAAGAUCACAAUUAAAGGCGCUCCAGAGGCUGUUAAAAAUGCUAUUAUGAUGAUCGAUUUGUUGAUGAAGGACCACAAUAUGCUGGUCACGGAUAUUGUUGAUCGUGUUAUUUCAAGUACGUCAACAAGCAAGUCACCUUCAUUUUCCGCUUCUACGGAAACAAAUACGACAAACACAGAAGUUUCUAAACAUCAUCCGAUAACAUUUAAAGAAGAAGUGCAGAAAUCACCCAAGCAGGUACCAAGAAUUAUUGGUGCUACAACAACAGCAACAAUUGCUAUGAAUAAUUCACCAAGUUAUACUAAAACUUUGAAGGCCACCAUUCCGUUAAAUGCAUCAGUAGCGCAAAAAACUCCACCUACAAACAUUUGGCAAAAAAGAGCUGAAGCCAUUCGUGAAAAGAAAAAUCCACAGCUCAACCUUACUAUUGGAGAGAAGCCUUUUAUCAAUUACUCACAUGAUGUCGCACAUUCAACGUUCGGUUCGUCAAGUGUGAUUUGCAAUAACGAGCUAAAAUCUACAGUUGGGAAACAACAGGGAGUUGAAACAUCUGACGAUACUGGUGAACUAGCUGCUCUUACAAAAGAGGAACACCAACGCAAAGCUCCUGGUUAUGCUCGCCCACAAUCUUCAAUGAUUUCAAUGAAUUAUUUACAUAACAAUUACAAUGAAAAGUUGACAAAUCCACCAGUGGCGCCGUCUCUGUUUGAUACAAUAGCUGCACGUUGGACUACAAACGCCCUCGACGUCGUGGAAGAAUCUGAUUCGGCUGUAACUGGAGCUAUACAAAAUAGUUGGAGUUAUUUACUAGAGGAACGAAAAAAUGCUUCACCACAACUUAUUUCUAACAUUGCUGGUGUUAGUAUCCCUCCCAAUACAUCUAACAUAACAUCUGAAAAAUCAAAUAGGACAGAGUCACUAUGGAACGUCAAUAAUGGUGGAACACCAACUCAUAAACAGCAAUAUUUGCCCGGUAUACCGAAUGCAAACUCUUUGGAUAAUGGUUCCACAAAUUCUUCAUCACUUUCCACCCAAGCAAAACCGUUUAUGGUCAGUUUAAAAAACCUUUAA